Molecule: messenger RNA, 2587 nt
Organism: Larimichthys crocea (large yellow croaker)
Lineage: Eukaryota; Metazoa; Chordata; Actinopteri; Sciaenidae
Product: polyhomeotic-like protein 2
Exons: 7
Coding region: 447-1307 (286 amino acids)
Biological process (GO): negative regulation of DNA-templated transcription
Cellular component (GO): nucleus; PRC1 complex
Molecular function (GO): histone binding; zinc ion binding; chromatin binding
Source: RefSeq, a predicted model, not a curated record
UGCCGGAAGUGCUUCAGGUGAAUCCCUCCGCCUUGCUCACGCAGCACACACACGCCACAAAGUGUCGGAAUAAGCAAAGAGUCGAGAAACAUAGUGACGAUAUGAAUCUCUCGGUAACUUCGUGUGUCCUCGUCGUGUAACGUGCUGGCUCCGUUUAGCUCGGUGCUCUUUCUUUUUUCUUUUUUUUUUGGCGCUUUGAAAGUGGCGCCGUCUGUGGCGGAGGCACCGGGAGUAAAUGAAAGCGUUGUUUGGAUCCGGUGAACAAAGAGCUUUUCUUCCCUCAACCAUUGUUACUGAGCGGGGCGCCUGUUUUCUAACUCGCCAAGAGGAGGUUUCGGACUGUUAAACAGCUGUUUGGGAGCCAGGUCCAAGUGACCGGCGCUUGUUGAGUUUGCCAUGCUUGCUUGUGUUGACAGGUGAGGAGGGGGGCGGUCAUUGCUCCAGUCAUGACCUCUGGCAAUGGGAACACUAACAGCAGCCAACACAAUGGAGAGAGCAAACCAGCCCAGGCCUUAGUCAAGUCCCACAUCCUCACCCAUCUGAUAGAAGGCUUCGUUAUCCAGGAGGGUGCCGAGCCUUUCCCUGUGGAACGUCCAUCUUUCUCAAUUGAGAGCCUCAGAAGACACACAGCAGAUUCAAAGAUGGAUGUCCUCUCACCAAAAGAAUUAAAGGCCCAGCAGGAGCCCAUGCUGACCUGUGAGCUGUGUGGCAGGGUGGACUUCGCCUACGUCUUCAAAAGGUCCAAGAGGUUUUGUUCUACCGUGUGUGCCAAACGCUACAACGUGGGCUGCACAAAGAGAAUGGGUCUCUUCCCGAACCGCAAAACCAACCUGGAGAACGUGAAGAAACAAAGAGCGCUGAACGGAAACGCGAAAAACUGCAAUUUAGAGUCCAAAAAGAAGACUCCCUCUGUGCAGAAGCCUGCUGCUGCUGCUCUGUCCACCGGUCACCCGGUCCACCCUGCGCAGGGAGAGUCCAGCCAGUGUUCAGACUUGUCUGGCUACAAAACACCCCUGCCUCCCCUGUCAGCCAGCCCACGGGUGCCAUCGGUGCAAGGCUCCGAGUUGCCCCUGUUGCCGUACAGCUUCCUGCCCAGUGACCCUGGCCAGUGGAACAUCGAGGACGUCUAUGAGUUUAUCUCCUCCCUGCCAGGUUGUCUGGAGAUCGCUGAGGAGUUCCGUUCUCAGGAGAUCGACGGACAGGCCCUGCUGCUGCUGAAGGAGGAUCAUCUCAUGGGAACCAUGAACAUCAAACUAGGCCCAGCUCUCAAGAUCUUUGCCCAGAUUAGCAUGCUCAAAGACUCAUAGCCCAUUUCACCCCGCCCCACACACACACACACACACUGCUCUCCAGAGCAGCUCUGCUGUGAUUUGACAAACACAACGUGCUCAGGAUCCCACAUGUUGACUAACUUUAAUGGAGUUCAGGUACCGGCCCAGAAUUGUUUGGAUUUUUUUGUCGUGGCCUGCUGAACACGAGGACAUCAGCUGGAACUGCUCGACUCACCUUUUACACUGAUCACUUCACUGUGGCACCGCUUCAGGAAACAGUCGGCCUGUACUUUGAUAAGAGUGGUGUGUUAGAUAGGCUGCGUGUCACCGACAACAUUUUGUUGUCAUCAUGCAUUACUGCAGCAAUCAUUUCUGCAGGAGAGACUGAAGGCUAGCAGUUGAUUUGUUGUAGUGUUCCUCGUAGGAGCACGCCUGUGAAGAUUUCAGAUCUGUUUGCUGUUUGGAAAAAAGAAAAUCAUCUCUGUGCAUCCGGUGCAGAGCAACAUUUAUUCCUACACCAGAACUUUCAUUCAGACCGCUCUAUUCUGGUCCUGUGCUGCUCUCGUUGUGAUCUCUGGACAUUUUCAGCGCCUGAGAGGCUCAUAAAUUUAAUUACAGGGACAAUGUUGAAAAUAGAAACUCACUGGAUGGUUGCAAUCUCUAUAGCAACUUAAAAUGACACCAGGCAGGAGCAAGGUAACACAAAUGAUCAUACUGUGACAAAGAACGUUCUCUUGCAUUGAAGUCAGUACAAACAAUAUAAAAUCAAAGGUUUUAAACGAAGGAGAAGAAAGAAUGUAAAGAGAAGCUGCAGGAGAAGACUGCCAUUAAAUUCAGCAGCACUGCUGCACAGUCACAGCUCUCCAGUUGGGAUCUUUAAAUGUACAGGUUGUGUGUUGACUUCGGGUGAAGAAACAUUUCUCUCUGUUGUUUUUAUUGGUUGUAAAAGUUAAAUCUCGUUUAAGUUUUGUGUACAUUUCACAAGGCGCUCUGUGACUGAAAUAGAGUUCCAGGAGAUGGCGAUGUAGGACCAUGAUGUGUAGUAUGACAGUCCUGUAUCAGGGGUAAGAUCCAGAAUGCACUGGUAGAAAAACCAUUUAACAACCCAACACAGAACAGUGUUUUUCUCUGCUUCCAGUCUUUGUGCUAAGCCAGACUAAAGAGCCCUGAUCCUGUCUCUACCGGGCUCACAGAUGAAGCCCAGGAGGAAUGUGGUUUAAUUCUUACCUCUGAAACAGCACCCAAGCCAAGCUACGAUUGAAUGACCAGUUGCUAAAUUAAUAGUAGUAAUUUAAGUCUGAAAACAUAUGUUUUUU